AUGAACCGAGCAAUUCUAGAAGGCCUCAAAAGAAGGGUGACCGGGGAACAUGGAGCUUGGGUAGAUGAACUCUCUAGUGUCCUGUGGGUGCUACGAACAACCCCUAAGGCCGCUUCGGGAGAAUCCCCGUUCAGCCUGGCAUUCAGAACCAAAGUGGUCCUCCCACCCGAGAUGACAUUCCUAACUUGGCAAACCAACACCUUCGAAGAAAAUGACUCCGAGGAAGGCCUCAGGGCUAACCUCAACCUGCUCGAAGAAAGAAGGGCCGAGGCGCACCUACGCACCCUGGCGUACAAAAAGGCCGCAGCCCGACUUUAUAACCGUAGGGUCUACCCAUGA
Molecule: messenger RNA, 339 nt
Organism: Musa acuminata subsp. malaccensis (wild Malaysian banana)
Lineage: Eukaryota; Viridiplantae; Streptophyta; Magnoliopsida; Zingiberales; Musaceae
Source: RefSeq, a predicted model, not a curated record